AUGUCCAAUCUAGAUCAAAUUGUGAAGGGGGCGCCUCCUCCUGGGAGUCAAUAUCCUACCCAGGCGACUUCUGGAAUUCAAGCUCCUGAGCUAUCCGGCCCUCCUCUUCUGGCAGAUCCAUUAGCAUCUCUUCCGUCGUCUCCUCCACAGAUCUACCUCAAUCUUCUUAUCCUCGAAGCUUCUCUGCGCGCGCAAUGGCUCCAGCUACGAACCAGAAGGCGCCAGCAUACAUUCUUCCUGACCUUACUCGGCUUGUGGAUUCUAUAUUUUGGGUAUGCGCUAUACUUUGCGCCGCGAGAGGAUGGCAGUGGCGUGGGAGGGUCUGUUUACUGGGUGGUGGAGAUGACUGAGCGAUUGUGCUUCAUGGGUGGCGUGGUGACUGGCAUUUUGGUCUGGGGAACGGGACAAUGGGAACGAGGCUUUCGCUGGCCAAGGCGCUGGGUGUAUACUACCAAUAGGGGUCUCAGGGGGUUCAACUGCAAGCUGGUUGUGAUCAAGCAACCAUUAUGGAGGGACUUGUUAUCCACCUUGUCCUUCGUGUUUUCAUAUGGGUUAUUUUCGAGCACCAGCGGGAGCUCGUAUCGUUUUGUGGACCAGUCGCUCUUGAGGGAAUCGGAAAAGAUACAAAGCAAAGGGAGUCACCAUGCGCUUCCAAACAUACACGAGGACGAUGAAUCGGCUGGCUAUGAUGAGGAUCUGGCGCCAGGCGGAGACUAUAUUAAGCUUCUUUUGCUUCCAAAGCCUUUCUCUCCUGGCUUUAGGGAGAAUUGGGAUAUUUACCGGACGGAAUAUUGGGAGAAAGAGAAUGAGCGGCGCGCGAUUCUCCAGAAGAAGAUCCGAGAAAGAGAGAGGAAGAUCGCUAAGCAAGAAGGUGGAUGGUUUUGGUGGACAGGCUAUCGAGGCUGGAAGCGUGGGAAAACUCCUGAUGUUGAGAAGACGCAUCAUGCUCUGCAUAAGCACAGCAGCCUUCGCGGAGACGAUCAGAAGAGGACUCGAAGCGGGAGUGUCAGGUCAGGUUCUCAUUCCAGGAACUCAUCUCGAAGCUCUACGCCAACCAUCGAACUGGAGGAUGGUCAAAUAGGACAUGUUCGGCGAGGAAGUAGUGCAUCAAGUGCCAGAAGGAAGAAGACUAUCAGCGGAAGCAGGGUGCAAAAGCUUACUCCUGGAGGUUCACGUUCUGCAACCCCUGAAGUUCCUUCUCCUCUUGUCAGAGAGAAUAGUUUCACGAGCAUUUCUUCUCUUGACAGUGAGCGCUCACCAACUCCAGGAGUGGGUGAUGGUGAAUCCAGCAGUGGCACGAAGAUCCAAAGAUCUUCAUCAAAGUCUGGUGGUAGCGUCAGGAAGAAGUCAAGUCCAGGCAGUGUAACAAAGCAACUUUAG
This is a messenger RNA of Cadophora gregata, 1380 nucleotides long. RefSeq lists its product as uncharacterized. NCBI's taxonomy places the organism in Eukaryota, Fungi, Ascomycota, Leotiomycetes, Helotiales, Ploettnerulaceae. The transcript has a single exon. The coding region runs from base 1 to 1380 and encodes 459 amino acids. The record is from RefSeq and is a predicted model, not a curated record. Gene Ontology annotation, molecular function: protein phosphatase regulator activity; phosphoprotein phosphatase activity. Gene Ontology annotation, biological process: nuclear envelope organization. Gene Ontology annotation, cellular component: Nem1-Spo7 phosphatase complex.